GUGACCCAAGCAGAGCAGGAGGCCAUGAACGGAAAUCUGGAAGAAUCUUUGGAGCUUCACAGCAAGGCACAUGAAACCCAGGCCAGUGAAAGCCACAAGGGAUAUAUCGAAAACGUUGAAGAGAAGCUGGUGACACUGGCCUUGGAUGAAGAGAUGGGCCAAGAGGCAGAUCAGGAGACUGAUGAAUAUGUGGACGUAUGUCGGAGCGGGUUAAUGAUCUACAGGCAGAUGCACGACGAACUGUUUGAGCACCAGAAGGAAGGUGUUUCCUUCCUGUACAGCCUCUACCGUGACGGAAGAACGGGUGGAAUUCUGGCAGAUGACAUGGGCUUAGGAAAGACCGUCCAGAUGAUUGCCUUUCUCUCCGGGAUGUUCGAUAGCGAACUUGUCCGGUCGGUGUUGGUGAUCAUGCCGGUUACCCUCGUCAACAACUGGAUGCAAGAGUUUGUCAAGUGGGCCCCAGGGAUUCGGGUGAAGAUUUUCCAUGGGACCAGCAAGAAGGAGCGUAGCCAAAAUCUAGAACAAGUCCAAAGCCAAAAGGGCGUCUUGCUAACGUCCUACCAGAUGAUCCUAGCCAACUGGGAACAGCUCUCCAAUUUUGACCAGCGUUCGUUCGUCUGGGACUACGUCAUCUUGGACGAAGCGCAUAAAAUUAAAUCUCCAUCAGCAAAAACCACCAAAGCAGUGCAUGCCAUCCCUGCCAAAAACCGCAUCCUUCUCACGGGGACGCCGGUGCAGAACAACCUACAGGAGCUUUGGGCGCUCUUUGAUUUCGCAUGUCAGGGCGCUUUGCUCGGCACAGCCAAAACCUUCCGGGUGGAAUAUGAAAAUCCCAUUACAAAGGCGAGAGAAAAGGAUGCGACUCCAGGAGAGAAAGCUCUUGGGCUUAAGAUCUCAGAGAACCUGAUGGCCAUCAUCCAGCCGUAUUUCUUGCGGCGAAGUAAAGGUGAACUACAGAAGCUGAAGUCUGAACAAGGAAGCCGUUCACCCGGAGAGGAGAAUCACGUCACUCUAGAAAUGCCUGAUCUCCCAAGGAAAAACGACUUCAUUGUGUGGGUUUACCUCACACCCAUGCAAGAAGAGAUAUACAAGAACUUUCUCUCCUUAGAUCACAUCAAGGAGUUGUUAAUGACGACACGUUCCCCGUUGGCCGAGCUGACAGUCUUGAAGAAACUUUGUGAUCACCCCAGGCUGUUGUCUGCUCAAGCCUGUCUGCAACUUGGCUUGGAGGUUUCCGACUAUUCUGAGCAAGAGGAUGGCGAAGAGGGGAUGUCUUCAGACAUGACCCAGGCCAUCAAACACAUCUCCGAAAACGUUCUGAUCAAGGAGUCUGGGAAAUUGAGGUUCCUCGUAGCGCUGCUGGAAAAACUGCAAGAAGAAGGACACCAAACGCUCGUGUUCUCCCUGUCAAGGAAAAUGCUGGAUAUCAUAGAGCGCAUCUUGACUCGGCGGCAUUUCAAGCUGAUGCGCAUUGACGGAACAGUGACUUGUUUAGCUGAACGACAGAAGAGGGUUCAGGCGUUUCAAAAUGACAAAAGCUACUCAGUCUUCCUCCUGACGACUCAGGUAGGGGGUGUCGGGCUCACGUUAACGGCAGCCACCCGAGUGGUGAUCUUUGACCCCAGUUGGAAUCCCGCAACUGAUGCACAAGCUGUUGACCGAGCUUACAGGAUCGGACAAAAAGAGAAUGUUGUGAUCUACAGGCUCAUCACAUGCGGGACGGUGGAAGAGCGAAUCUACAGGCGUCAAGUCUUCAAGGACUCGCUGACGCGGCAAAGCACUGGAGAUAAGAAAAACCCAUUUAGGUAUUUCUCCAAGCAGGAGUUACGGGAGCUGUUCACCUUGGAAGACGCCAGAAGCUCUGCAACUCAACUCCAGCUCCAGUCUUUGCAUGCCAACCAAAGGGUUUCCGACCCAAAGCUGGACAAGCACGUGGCCUAUCUCCACUUGCUGGAGAUGUUCGGCAUCUCUGACCAUGACCUCAUGUACACCUGUGAAACAGGUCAUGAAGAGCAAGCUGAAGAUGAGGAGGAACAUCGAUACAUCGAGCACAGAGUUCAAAAAGCCCAAGAGCUGGUACAGCUAGAAUCGGAGCUGAUAGACACGCAACGUCGAAAGUCCCGCUUCUCAUGA
Elgaria multicarinata webbii is the source of this 2133-nucleotide messenger RNA. It is a transcript of the gene ERCC6L, whose product is annotated as ERCC excision repair 6 like, spindle assembly checkpoint helicase. Lineage: Eukaryota; Metazoa; Chordata; Lepidosauria; Squamata; Anguidae. The transcript has a single exon. Gene Ontology annotation, molecular function: ATP-dependent chromatin remodeler activity; ATP binding; DNA translocase activity. The coding region runs from base 25 to 2133 and encodes 702 amino acids. The record is from RefSeq and is a predicted model, not a curated record.